AUGGUUCAGUUCUCCGAAGAGACCAAGGAACGCGUUUCCAAGGUCAUUGACAUCUCCCGCGUCGCCAUUCACUACGGCUACCUCCCUCUCAUUAUCUACCUUGGUACGGUCUACUAUCAAAAUUUUUAUGAAGACUACUUGCUGAUGGAAACAAAACAGGUUACUCUUAUAGCGAGCCCAAGCCUUCUCUCUUCAAGUACGUUUCGAACAAAAAAAAAACCCUUCGAUUACUCCCCCAUACCUUCCACGCGCGAAGUAUCAUCUAAUCCCGGAUUCAGGCUGUUCUCCCCCUUGGCUUAA
This is a messenger RNA of Penicillium malachiteum, 300 nucleotides long. Its product is annotated as mitochondrial import receptor subunit TOM7. Gene Ontology annotation, cellular component: mitochondrial outer membrane translocase complex. Lineage: Eukaryota; Fungi; Ascomycota; Eurotiomycetes; Eurotiales; Aspergillaceae. The record is from RefSeq and is a predicted model, not a curated record. Gene Ontology annotation, biological process: protein import into mitochondrial matrix. The coding region runs from base 1 to 300 and encodes 99 amino acids. The transcript is spliced from 3 exons.